Molecule: messenger RNA, 1176 nt
Organism: Trichoderma atroviride IMI 206040
Lineage: Eukaryota; Fungi; Ascomycota; Sordariomycetes; Hypocreales; Hypocreaceae
Cellular component (GO): cytoplasm
Molecular function (GO): 2-oxoglutarate-dependent dioxygenase activity
Source: RefSeq, a predicted model, not a curated record
UUUUACUCUGAAAGAAAAAGAAGAACAAAAGAGGCAAAUAUGGCGCCUGCUGUCACAGAGACCGUGGCUCAAGUCACCGAAAACCUCAAGCAAAAGGUCGUUACAAGCUUGAAAGACCAAGUCGAGCCGAGCCGAGAGACCGGACACCGUGAACCACUGAAGCUGAGCGGUGCCCUCGAUCAAUUCAAGCAAUUUGAGGUCACUCCAGUGAUCGGCAAAGAGUUUGUGGACGUUGACUUGGCAGAGUGGCUGAAAGCACCUAACUCGGACGAGCUACUUAGAGAUCUGGCAAUUACUGUAUCUCAAAGAGGCGUUGUUUUCUUUCGGAAGCAAGACAACAUCACAAACGACCUCCAAAAGGAACUCGUGCAGCGCCUUGGCGCGCUCUCCGGGAAGCCAGCGACCUCUGGCUUGCAUAUUCACCCCGUUAACAACGCCGGCCGGGAGCAUAGUGUAGAAGACAACGAAAUCAGUGUCAUCUCGUCUGAACAAGCCAAAAAGAUCUACGCCGACCGCUUUUUACGGACUAAUAAGCGCCAGAGUCAGAAGUCCCAAUGGCACUCUGAUAUUACAUUUGAGCCUAUCCCGAGUGACUACGCUCUGUUGAGACUAACAGAAUUGCCCACAACUGGUGGAGAUACACUAUGGGCUUCCGGAUAUGAGCUGUACGAUCGCAUCUCUAAGCCACUGCAGGGUUUCCUAGAUGGUUUAACUGCCUACUAUGCUCAGCCUGGAUUCAAGGAGGCAGCUGACCACAACGGAUUUUCUCUCUUCUCUGCCCCUCGAGGAGCUCCCGAAAACAUCGGCGAUGUUCUGGAGGCUAUUCACCCUGUGAUCCGGACCAAUCCUGUUACUGGAUGGAAGAGUGUCUUUGCCGUGGGUCACCACGUUCAGCAUAUCCAUGGCUUAUCAGAAGAGGAAUCGAAGCAUUUCCUCAACUGGUUUGUUCAAUUAAUCGUCGAAAACCAUGAUCUACAGGUCCGCAACCGUUGGCAGAAUGUGAAUGAUCUGGCGAUCUGGGACAACCGAAGUGUGUACCACGCUGCUACACCAGAUUACCUCAACCAAGGACUUGGUGAGCGGACUGGGUCAAGAUCUGUGAGCUUGGGCGAGAAGCCUUACUUUGAUCCUCAAAGUUUGAGCCGCCGAGAAGCGAUUGCACUUGGAAAAUCAUGA